AUUGAAAUCUCCAGAGGGCUAUAUAAACACUGGGUGAUUUAUGUUGGAUAUGGAUAUGUGAUUCACCAUCAGUCAGUUCCAUCGGUCAUUUCUUUCUCUGUAGCGGUGUAUUCUAGCACUGGAGACACAAUGAAUAAAGAAAACCUUGAGAAUGUGGCUGGCAAUGAAGAAUACCAAAUCAACAAUCAACUAGAUAACAAACAUGAGCCACGUCCCAUUGAAGAUAUUCUACAGGAAGCAGAAAGCCUUGUGGGAAGGGGAUUUUCAUAUAAUGUGGCAACAAGCAACUGUGAGCACUUUGCUACAAUGUUGAGAUACUCAAAUACAGAAUUAAAUUAUACUGAUGCUACUUAUAAAUGUCUCAAAGUCACAGGAUUAGAGACUGUCAAUUGA
Carassius auratus (goldfish) is the source of this 393-nucleotide messenger RNA. RefSeq names its product HRAS-like suppressor 3. NCBI's taxonomy places the organism in Eukaryota, Metazoa, Chordata, Actinopteri, Cypriniformes, Cyprinidae. The record is from RefSeq and is a predicted model, not a curated record. Gene Ontology annotation, cellular component: cytoplasm. The transcript has 3 exons. Gene Ontology annotation, molecular function: A2-type glycerophospholipase activity; glycerophospholipid phospholipase A1 activity. Gene Ontology annotation, biological process: N-acylphosphatidylethanolamine metabolic process. The annotation marks the transcript as partial.